Triplophysa dalaica is the source of this 1485-nucleotide messenger RNA. RefSeq names its product golgi phosphoprotein 3-like (gene golph3l). Bases 122 to 973 code for a protein of 283 amino acids. The transcript has 5 exons. NCBI's taxonomy places the organism in Eukaryota, Metazoa, Chordata, Actinopteri, Cypriniformes, Nemacheilidae. The record is from RefSeq and is a predicted model, not a curated record. Gene Ontology annotation, biological process: Golgi organization; Golgi vesicle budding; retrograde vesicle-mediated transport, Golgi to endoplasmic reticulum. Gene Ontology annotation, molecular function: phosphatidylinositol-4-phosphate binding. Gene Ontology annotation, cellular component: trans-Golgi network; Golgi cisterna; cytosol.
GCUGCUAUGUUUGAGAGGCGUGUCCUCAGGUGAGAAGGUGUACGCACGGGGAAGUAAACGCAAGAAUCUCAAUCUGCGCUACUUGAGAGUGUGGCGGUGAUAAACAGCUCGUGUGGACGGUAUGACCACACUGACGAAGCGGAACCGGCGCGUGGAGGCUCCAGCGGAGCAGAAUGAGGGCAGAAGAGAUCCUGAUGAUGAUGAUGAUGAGGAGGAGGAGGACACAGACUCUAAAUCACUGAGACUCACACUGAUGGAAGAAGUCCUGCUGCUGGGAAUCAAAGAUAAAGAGGGCUACACAUCAUUCUGGAAUGACAGCAUCUCAUCGGGACUGCGGAGUUGUAUGAUGGUGGAGCUGACGCUGCGUGGACGCAUUCAUCUGGAACCUCAGAGCACACGCAGGAGGAAGCUGCUGGACCGCAGGGUCCUGGUGAAGUCAUCUGCACCCACCGGUGAUGUUCUGCUGGAUGAAGCUCUUAAAAUCAUGAAAGAAACAGAGCCGGCAGAGAAUGUCGCCAACUGGAUUGAACUUCUCACAGGUGAGACGUGGAACCCGCUGAAGAUGCACUUUCAGAUCCGUAACGUUCGUGAGCGUCUGGCUAAGAAUCUGGUGGAGAAAGGCGUUCUGAGGACAGAGAAGCAGAACUUUCUGUUGUUUGAUAUGACCACGCAUCCUGUAACCGACGGCAACGAGAAGACACGUCUGGUGGAGCGGCUGCAGGAGAGUCUUCUGGAGCGCUGGACCAACGAUUCUCGUCGGAUGAAUCACAGAAUGCUGGCGCUCAUCGUUCUGGCUCACAUGGCAGACGUGCUGGACAACGCUCUGUUGGCUCUUCCAGACGAGCGCUACGACAGCGCCUUCUCUCGUUCCAGGAGUCUGCUGGACGCCGAUCCUGACACGGAGAGCGCUAAGGUCACGACCAUGGCGGAGGAGAUGAUCUGGGCCGUGCUGGCAUCUUUCAAUAAAUCCUGAGAGACCCUCGACCCUGCAGCAGAGACUGGAUCACGUGACCUCACCGAGUCAUGUGUUUGAAGAUUCACAAUCACCACCUGCAACUUCAAUCAGUUAUACACACUCUCUUCCCUCAUCCUGACGUCAUCUGAUCGGCUUUUAAAUGCCUGAAGAAGGGCUGUGGUUAAAGGAGUGGUUCACUUCAAAAUGAGUCAUUUUUAUUCCUACUAUGGAAAGUCAAUUUGGGCCAAAGUGAACUUUUCCUUCAACAUAAACUCAAGGGCCUGGUUUCACAGCCUAUGUCUUUGUCUAAUUAAAAUAUUGAUGUCUCUUUUAUAAAAAUGCCUUAAAAGAAUCCAUUACUGCUGUGCAGACAAAACAAUGUCACUGAUAUACAUUACAAGGCAAGUUAUAUUCAGUUAAGUCAGUUACAUUUUUUUCUAACCCUAAAUCAGCAUGAAAUUAAAAAUGUCAAGUCAAAUUUAUUUGCACAGUGUUGCAGUAUUCAAAAUAAAUUAUUUUUCCGUGCUCAU